UACCGUGUGCGCAACACUAAUGUCUAACUUUUGUAGUCGCGGGAAGUCUACGAAAUUUUUGUCAAGCUUGUUAUAAAUCAAUUGUGAACUUUUAAGGGGCUAAGCUUGUUGCCUUGUUGGAUUACAAUUCCAACAGUGUCUACAUAUUCAUAUUUCUUUUAAAUGUGUACUGCGGUUUUACCGAUUCUACGAAGAUAAUAUGGCUAAGAACUGGUUGAUUUCCCAGGAGUUUAUUUGGAGAAAUGCUGCAGCAGCUGUUUGGACUUGGGUAGUUAAUUCAUCUUGGCUUUUGGUUGCUUUAUUUGUAUGGACAUUUACACCUUCAAAUCAUAUUUAUGCUGUGUAUGAUUAUUUUCUUCUCCUUUUUUCAUUCCGUGUUUGGGUUUUGAUCUUUUGCAUAUCAUGUCUUAGUUCAUUGUUUGUCAAGCUACACAUGCAAGGCUCCAAAGUGACAUGCAAAUUGCCAACGACUCGUUUUCAAUCUCUGGUUGCCAUGUUUAGUUUCAAACGGAUAUUCCUAACCAUGUGUCAUGGGGUUCUAUGUGGGGUUAUCACAGCUUUCCUAGCGGGUAUUACGGAAAGCAAAUUUUCCACUGUUUAUAUUCAGUGCAAGAACACGCCUGAUUAUGUGUGUCUAAAUGAAUCAUGUUACAUAUUGAUACUAUUUGGUUCUGUGGUUGGUGCAGCCAAUUUUGUUUCAAGAUCUAACAAGCAUCUGUAUUGUCUUAACUUCCCAAUAGUGCAGCAAGCCCGUUUUAUUUCCAUAAAAUGCAACUUCCAUCAAAUGUUGGUACAAAGUUACAAAACGUGUGCGAAGUUCUUACAGUAUUUUCUAAUCUUCUAUUACUUGAUUGGAUAUUUAACAAGAGAAUUUGUUGCUGAUCUCUUCAGAGCUGGACCAUGUGAUGGCCAUAUUGUAAGUACCUUGAACAUUAUGGGGGUUAUAUCACUUGCAUGGACACUGUGGGUAUCUGGUACAAUAUUGCUGCUUCUUCAUGAUGUAUCUUGGCAUCUAUUCAAUAUUUAUGCAACUAAGAUGUUUCCAUUUCGAAUGGAUUCUGUCUUCCCAGAAGACAAACCAAAGAUACUGACAUCAAAUCUCACCUCGGACCAACCACUUCUUGUUCAGCACUUAGCGUUCCAGUACUUGAGUAGCAUUGCAAGUUCUUCAAGCAUUAAAAGGAAACAAAUCUACAUUAUCUCCCAUGACACCGGUAGUGCUAACCAACCAAAAUGGAACCUUAUUUUGGACGAAUGCCUUGCACGACUGAAGAAAUUAACCACAAGUAUAAAAGACCACAAACAAAUUGCUUUGAGAAUGGAACAAAAUAAAGUGAAAACGACAAAAUCUUCUAAAUCUUCAUCAUCCUCUCAAUCCUCGUCCGGUCAAUCACCUGCACCAGAUUCGUCUCAGUUUAUGUCCGUUUCUGCAUUCAACCAUCGACCUAAGUCAUGUGACACGUUAGACGGAGUGAACAUGUCUUGCUUUGACGUAUCUUCACUGAAUACUACAAACGCUGGCAACCCACUUAACUCACCCAAUUUAAACGGGUCAAUGCUGACUGUUCCAACACCAAAGCUAUGGACAAAACAAAUACGAAAGAGAGCUGCAUUGCAUUCAAAUGUUUCUAGUCCAGUGCCAAUCAUCCAACCUUAUCAGGAGGUCCCACAAGUGCCAUACAAAACACUGAACAGUCAAAUCCAAGCAUUAUUACAACGUGGAGCUUCCGCCAUUAAAAAGUUUCCAGUGGUAUCUUUUUUGUUCAAUGAGAUUCCCAGCCACAGCAUGGCAAACUUAUAUUCGGAGCACAAUAUUUAUCGUUGGUCAAUUCGUAGUCUGUCUUCAUUAUCUGCAUACUCACUUAAUGAAGAUGACUACGGUGUCGUGCAACGUCGUUUACAUGAAGUUAUUAACUGCUUGUUGGAUUUAGUCGUUACGCUUGAUAAACACGGAAAAGUCCUUCCUAUUUGUACUUCAGAGACAACAAACCUUAUGUUGCGCCAACAGCAAAGCAUCAAAAACGAAGCGAAAAGUGCAGUGUACAGAAUAACGGACACUUUCUCUACACAGCUCGAGUCAAUUCCAGUAGACGCGGAAUUUCGACGUAAACUACGAUCUUUUGUCGAGCAUCAGGAAUAAAGUAGACUCUAUGUUGCAGCGAAUGGCUAGCACAAAUAAACAAGGCCAGACUGAGUUCAUCGUGACGUUAAUAAAAGUUCUUCUAAAAAUCGAAAAAAUGCGGCCUUUCUGUACCAUUUCUUGUAUGAUGUUUUCUUGUGUUUGGUGCGUAUGUGGUAAGGUGGCUAUUACUUUUCCUCUGCGACAGUGAGGCUCAUUCUAGCAUUCUUCUUUGUUUAGUCAUCACUGGUCAAGCAGACGUGAAAAACACGUUCUCCCGGCAAUGAAUUAUCACCCGACCGAUCGACACGUACACUGAGGCCCAAAAUAACUCGCAAAAUGUCAACCGACCAAAAUAUCGUGCUUAACCAGUGGGUCACGUCAUUUCCACUUCAUGUGUAACGGCCGGGACUUGGUGAAAGCCCUGCUCUUUAAACAGACUUAUUAAUCAUACAGAAUGGCCUAAAAGCCGCUACUAACUUGUAAGUUCACGAUUUCUGUCGUAAAAUAAGAGAACUGUAAUCACGUUACACCUAAGACCCCCUAGUUUCGAAUAUAUUCGCUAUUUUUUUUCUUUAAGCAGAUGCGGUAUUGGAAUAGGAGUUAUUUUUGCCACUUUAAAGCUAAAACAUGAAAGUUUCGGGUAAUUGCCGCUAAUUUGUUACCUUCCUAUUGUAGCCAUGUUUGUAUGACAACGAUCCUCGUGUUUGUUUGUUCCUUUGUUCGCCCAGCGAAACAUGCCUCCUGUCACCGAACACCAGCCUUUCAUUCUCCUUUUGUUUUUACGUUUGCCUCGUUGACGACAAUCCAUAUGGCGAUCAGUUUGCACAACCUU
Ciona intestinalis (vase tunicate) is the source of this 2954-nucleotide messenger RNA. Lineage: Eukaryota; Metazoa; Chordata; Ascidiacea; Phlebobranchia; Cionidae. The record is from RefSeq and is a predicted model, not a curated record.